Molecule: messenger RNA, 1576 nt
Organism: Nelumbo nucifera (sacred lotus)
Lineage: Eukaryota; Viridiplantae; Streptophyta; Magnoliopsida; Proteales; Nelumbonaceae
Gene: TIC21
Product: translocon at inner membrane of chloroplasts 21
Source: RefSeq, a predicted model, not a curated record
AGUGUCGAUUGUCCGUCCGCAGCGUUUUGGCUUACAGAAGCAGGAGGCAAAGUAAAGCCGCGAAGGUUUUCUUGCAGAGUCAGGAAGGAAUCUUAUCACAAGUGAAAGAACAGUCCACGCCACUGUUUAGUCGCUCUUCCUCUCUCCUGCUUCCGGACGCACACCUUCCUUCCCGCACAAUGCAGACGUUAUUACUACCUGGGGACCGAGCUGCAGCAGUAGUUGGACUUGGAUCAGCAUUUUCUUCUCAUCGGACUCGUCUCCUCCACCGGACGCUCUCCCUGAAUCGCAACCCCGUCCUUCCCUUAUCUUUCCCCAAAUCUUCUUCCUCAUCUCUUCUGCCUUUCGUCGAGUCUUUUUCUAUCCUUUCCGGCAAGAGAAGGGCCAUUAUCACCCCUACGUCCGCCUCGGCUUCUCUUUCCCCCUCCUUUCCUUCCACCAUCGACGAGUCCGAAAAGGCGAAACUCGCUCAGGUUGCUAAACGACUAGAGAACACUUCGAGAUAUUUCAGGCGGUUGGGUGGUCUAGGGUUUUGGAGUCAGCUAGUUUGCACCUUGGUGGCCGCUGUUAUUCUCUCCUUCUCUGUAGUUAUUACCGGGAAGAUAUCAUCACCAAUUACAUUCUAUGCUACUGCUGGUGGCAUCGCUGCUGCAUUUGUUUCGGUCUUUUGGUCGUUUGGCUAUAUCCGUCUUUCCGACAGGCUUAAGAGAACUGCCACCGAGCCUGCAAAGGCUCCUCCUCGAGCUGAAGUAGUGAAGAGCUUGAGGAAUGGUAUGGUGUUAAACCUUCUGGGAAUGGGUGCUUCUAUUCUAGGCAUGCAAUCCAAGGUUGGGUUAUUGGUUGCAAAGGCUCUUACUUCCUCAGCAAAUCUGUACUACCAGGGUGGCUCUCCGGGUUACAGUCCUGUGCUAGCAUUGGAUGUGUUCUUGGUCCAGGCUUCAGCCAAUGCUAUUCUUUCCCAUUUCUUAGGGCUUGUUUUCUCAUUGGAGCUCCUGCGAUCAGUAACACUACCAUCUUCCGAAGGGGUUCCAAUUCUAAAAGUUGCUUGAACUUUUGGCUCAUAGUUUUCGUUCUUGUGAGGAACAUAUGUGCAAGUGCAACCAGAUUUUCUUCAUAAAAGGGAACAUUGUAAGUAUUUGCGGUACUAAUGAAAAUAUCUUGUAGUUUUCUUGUAAUUUAGGGUGUUUUUCUUUGUAUGCAUAGAAAGGAAUCCGAGGUCAGCACUGCCAGUGUAUUUAACUGUUAAGCUUAUCUUGCAUUGUGGAUCACUACUUGGUACCAAGCCUGGAUGGAGGGUUGUCCCCAGUUGGCACCUGAUAUAAAACCUUUGUCAAAGGAAAGUAAUCGUGCAGGAGCAUUCAUGUUGAGUACAGUAAGAGCCUCACGUAUUCUUCACUCGUUCUAAAAUUAGAAAGGCCAACAUUUUUUUAGUCAACUGAUUUUUAAUGAGGGUUCAAUUGUUCAAUUAUGAUAUAUGAUUGCCGGAAACAUGAUACCUGAAAAACUUAUAAGCAAACAAGUGAUAUCAUAAAAUUGGUAAUCAUAUGAUGUCGGUUGACUGAUUGUUGGGUUUUUA